Molecule: messenger RNA, 1371 nt
Organism: Oryzias melastigma (Indian medaka)
Lineage: Eukaryota; Metazoa; Chordata; Actinopteri; Beloniformes; Adrianichthyidae
Gene: ngfb
Product: nerve growth factor b (beta polypeptide)
Exons: 2
Coding region: 158-754 (198 amino acids)
Biological process (GO): nerve development; positive regulation of peptidyl-serine phosphorylation; positive regulation of collateral sprouting
Molecular function (GO): growth factor activity; nerve growth factor receptor binding
Source: RefSeq, a predicted model, not a curated record
AGGUGGAAGCAGAGGGGGGCAGAGGUGUACUACAUGGGGGCCCGCAGCCAGCCCUGAUGGCAGGAGGCACUCGGAGCACACUGAGCUCUAAUUACAUCCUAUAGGAGCCUCAGAGGUGAUACGGUUCACGUGGAAACACUGAAAAGGUUGUGCGCCCAUGAGGUCGUCCAUGCUGGUCCUGUUGCUCUUCCUGAGUGGCCAGGCCGUGGCCGCCAUCACCCGGGGGUCAUCCAGAGCCGCAACGGCAAACCAAAACCCCGACUCCAUCCCCAUCGUGGACCCGAAGCUCUUCACCAAGCGCAGAUACCACUCACCCAGAGUGCUUUUCAGCUCUCACCCUCCUGAUGCAGAACCAUCAGAGCCACAAAGAGCCAACAGGAGGAGCCGCAGGCAAGCGGAGGAGCCGCGGCAGGAGCACCGGGGAGAAUACUCGGUGUGUGACAGUGUUAGCGUCUGGGUGGGCAACAAGACCAAAGCCACGGACAUCCUAGGCCACGAAGUCACGGUUCUCCCCGACGUGAACAUCAACAAUGUCAAAAAGAAGCAGUACUUCUUUGAGACCACGUGUAACAGCCCUCACUCGGGAAGGUCGAGCUGUUUAGGAAUCGAUGCGAGACACUGGAACUCCUACUGCACCAACUCGCACACCUUCGUCCGGGCGCUCACUUCAUUCAAGAACCUGGUGGCGUGGAGGCUCAUACGCAUCAACGUGGCAUGCGUGUGUGUGCUCAGCCGCAAGUCCUGGCGGCCAUGAAGACUUUUCCUGCACACGCGUGUGCAUAUACUGUAAAUACACAGACACGUUAACAUGCAAACAGUUGUGUCGACAUAAAUUAUCACCAAAGACCUCACUCUCUGCACAAAAUAAAUUAUUGCUAUAUGUUUAAGUAUAUGGACUGUAAGGACAUACAUCAGACCUGGGUCAAAGAGUAUCUGGAGCUGCUUUGUGGAGAUUUAGUUUUUCACCUGAUGCAAGUAUUAAUCUUCUGUAGGUUUUUUCUGUGGUUUACAACAGAGUUGAAGAUUGCUGUCCUUAUUGGGUGUGAAUUUGGGUGUCAAAUUAACAGUUUUCAAUAUGAAAUGGACACCUGCUGUUCAUUUGUGAGGUAGGUAUCUCAAUACUCGGCAGAAUCUUCUACAUUUUUGCAUAUUUGAACCAAGUCUACCCAAGAAUCAUUGAUUUUGACAUGUAGGAAAAAAUAAUUUUCUAAAGUGUUUUUAAUGAUUUUUUGAGGUAGCAACACUCAAACUGUUUCUCUGAACUGUUUGAAAUGUUCAUGAUGGGGUUCAUGAGUUAGUUGCAGUUUACAUCUAUAAGUCCUUAUGUUUGUGAGAAAGAUCUUGAGAUAUUACAAACAUUCUCACCUCUAA